Molecule: messenger RNA, 2264 nt
Organism: Cladophialophora immunda
Lineage: Eukaryota; Fungi; Ascomycota; Eurotiomycetes; Chaetothyriales; Herpotrichiellaceae
Product: phenylalanine-tRNA ligase, alpha subunit
Exons: 2
Coding region: 99-1667 (522 amino acids)
Biological process (GO): phenylalanyl-tRNA aminoacylation
Cellular component (GO): phenylalanine-tRNA ligase complex; cytosol; cytoplasm
Molecular function (GO): tRNA binding; phenylalanine-tRNA ligase activity; ATP binding
Source: RefSeq, a predicted model, not a curated record
GUCAGAACCACAGUGAGCACAACCACAUUUCUUCUUGUGACUGCCCUCUCCUCUUGCCCUUGCUGUCCUUUCCCCAGGUCCCUCCGGCGGACGCAACCAUGGCAGAGGAUUUGACCGCGAAAGUGCUUAACGUCCUGAACUCUACAGACGGUCCCGUCGUCACAUCGGAAGCCUUCCCCAAUGCCACCUUCGUCAGUGUCAAAUCCGCUGUCGACAAAUUACGAUCGAGAGAUUUCAUUGAAGCAGAGCAGAUUGAUCGGUUAGAACUUGUUCUUACAAAAGAAGGUCAUGAUAUCGCAGAAAAUGGAAGCAAUGGCGCCAGGGUUUUCGAGGCUGUCCGGGCGGCCGUGGAAGGACUGAAGAUCAAAGAUUUACCCGCUGCUGUGGGCGACGCAAAUGUGGCCAAGUUCGGUUCGGGAGAUGCUUUCAAACUCAAGUGGAUCAAGAAAGAUGGGGACACUCUCAAAGCAGUUGCGGAUAAGAUCCAGGACGAGGUACAAGAACAAUUACUGGAGAUCCAGUCCAGGAAAGCCCUAAGCAACCCCAAGGUUGUGGCAGACUUCAAGAAGAGGAAGUAUGUGGCAGAGCAGAAAACAGUCACCUUCAAGAUCUCCAAGGGCCCUAAAUUCUCGACAGAGUUUGUCAAGGAAGAGGCGGAUCUGACAGCAGAAAUGUUGGCCUCCGGGGCAUGGAAGACCGUGCAAUUGAAACCAUAUAACUUCAAAGCAAAAGGUGCACCCACGCCAUCCGGAGCUCUUCAUCCUCUCAACAAAGUGCGGCAAGAGUUCCGAGAGAUUUUCUUUGAGAUGGGGUUCGAGGAGAUGCCGACAAAUCGCUAUGUGGAGACCGGUUUCUGGAAUUUUGACUCUCUUUUUGUUCCUCAACAACAUCCCGCCCGCGAUCUUCAAGACACUUUUUACAUCUCGGAUCCUGCCAGAGCUGAUCCCCCUCGAGCAGAUCCCGAGCCUCCAGCUCCUGGGGAGAAACCUACACCUUCGCCCUCCCAUAAGAGAACGAAGUCGAAGGAAAAAGGCUUGGACUUCAAAAAGUACUGGGACGAUGUCCGUGCCGUGCAUGAGAACGGGAAAUUUGGUUCAAUAGGCUACAGAUACCCGUGGUCUGAAGACGAGUCUUUGCGUCUGGUUAUGCGAACUCACACGACGGCAAUUUCUGCAUACAUGCUUCACAAACUCGCCCUGAACCCUCGGCCGGCGCGGUACUUCUCCAUCGACAGGGUCUUCCGAAAUGAGACGGUCGAUCAAACACAUCUGGCAGAAUUCCACCAGGUGGAAGGCGUGAUUGCUGACUGGGGUCUGACACUGGGUGGACUGAUCGGUUUCAUGGAAGUCUUCUUCGGCAAGAUGGGUAUCAAAAACCUGAGGUUCAAGCCCGCAUACAACCCCUACACAGAGCCGAGUAUGGAAAUCUUCAGCUACCACGAGGGAUUGAAGAAAUGGGUGGAAAUCGGAAACAGUGGCAUGUUCAGGCCAGAAAUGUUGGAACCGAUGGGCUUGCCAAAGGAUAUGCAGAUAUAUGGUUGGGGUUUGAGUUUGGAGCGACCUACCAUGAUCAAAUAUGGCGUCAACAACAUUCGAGAACUUCUGGGGCAUAAAGUCGACCUCAACUUCAUUGAACAGAAUCCUGCUGUCCGCUUACACAAAGAUUAGAACAUCCCUCACAAGCGACAAAUCAGCAUGUACGAAGAUCGACGAAUCCUACGCGCUCAAGAUGUGUUGCAAGUGAAAGAGAGCAUUACCAGAACAGGUUCUAGAUUCCAAGAAGAGAAGGCUAGAAAUGAUACCCAAUUACUUCUUCUCCCUCUGCCCCUUAUGUUUGCCUCGUUCCCCUUCACUUCUAUUUCUGUUACAAGCGGUCAAUUUUCUACCGGCACAUCAAGGCUUCCUCAGACUCAAUCUACCAUGACUGUGGAAGUAGAGAUAUAAUCGUACAUACAACAGCCGAAUAUUGAGCCCUAAACGCCGCCUUCUGAAGAGCUGUGAUUUAUUUCCGAGGUUGAGAGUCAGAGCACAGAUACGGGCGGCACAUUCGUCUUUUUGUUGGCGAAACAUAUAGAUCCCCCACCGUUGUGACAGAGAUGAAGAGCCACAUGUGUGUGUGGAGUGUCCUUGAAUUGGGUUUUCAUUUCUGGGCCGUCCCAGUCUGCAGUUCUAUCAUGCUGGUCACGCAGAUUUACCGUGUCCGUGCCCUGCGACCAAGCAAGCAAAUUCUCUUCUUCGCCAUGCGGAAUGCCAUGCAUCCAUCAC